Molecule: messenger RNA, 1621 nt
Organism: Gigantopelta aegis
Lineage: Eukaryota; Metazoa; Mollusca; Gastropoda; Neomphalida; Peltospiridae
Product: hydroxysteroid dehydrogenase-like protein 2
Exons: 5
Coding region: 300-1148 (282 amino acids)
Molecular function (GO): oxidoreductase activity
Source: RefSeq, a predicted model, not a curated record
AGAAUUUGGAGAAAGAAAAUGAAUAUUUCAUCAUGAUACAGAUCAAAAGUGAACGCCACUUUGUUUCUAAAUGUGAAAAUUAUCGCCAGACACCAUGUUCAAAAAGGACAGAAUAUCAAUAAUAAAAUAAAAUAAAUAAUAAUGAUAAUAAUAAAUAAUAAUAAUUAUUAAAAAAAAAAUCUAUAAAAAAAAUCACCUUAUGUCCGGCGUUCGAGUUUGACUGCAUGUCCGUAUCCCUUUGCCGAGUUCGACGUUUAUAGCCGAUGUUGUCCUUUGGAGUGUUGUGAAUAUUCUGUCCAAUGAAAGCAGCUGUUGUAUUCGGCGCUUCCCGGGGUAUCGGUCGCCAAAUCGCCUUGACGCUCUCAGAGAAUGGCUACAGUGUAGGGGUGGCGGCCAAGACAACUCAGACUUCUGACAAACUUCCUGGAAGUGUCCAUUCAGUUGCUAAGGAGAUAGAGGGCAGAGGCGGAACUGGUCUUCCAAUCAAAUGCAACGUUCGUUCAGCAGAGGAAAUCCGCUCCGCUAUCAGUGGCUGUGUGGCGAGGUUUGGGCGCCUUGACCUUGCCGUGUACAACCCCGGAGUGAUCAAUUGGGAAAAGGUCGCAGACACGCCCUUGAAACAGUUCGACCUCAUGUAUGACGUCAACGUCAGGGGCGCUUACAUCAUGAUUCAGGAAAUACUUCAGUAUUUCCUGAAGCAAAAGUCUGGAAAGAUUUUGUUGGUUUCUCCGCCCAUUUACAGCAGAUUUUUCAAAGGGAAAGCCCCGUACUCCGUAAGUAAAGUUGGAGCCACUGUUUUAAUGCACGGACUAGCUAGUGAGCUUGAUGGAACAGGCGUUUCAAUUUCAUCAUUAUGGCCAGCAACGGGAAUACAAAGUCACGUGACGGAAGUGUACGGUGUCGACAGGAAGUUGUUGAGAUUGCCAACAAUAUUUGCUGAUGCGUGUCUGAAAAUCGCUGAAGAAAAGACUCAGAAGUUAAACGGGAAGGCUCUCAUCGACGAGGACUACCUGCGUAGUACAGGAGUUACUGACUUCACCCAGUAUCGAUGUCACCCCGAACACGAACACCCCAGGAUGAUGCCACGAGCUUUCCCAUCUCUUGAAGUAACAGAACAAGACGCGCCGCCCGUUUUCUCAAAACUUUAAACUGAAGUCAUUAUAUUGGGUUUUUUUUGUACAUGUUUAACAGGCAAAACAGAUAUAUUUCUGUCUAAACCCUUUUCAACGCCCCUCCCCCACCCACGUUGUGUGUGUGUGUGUGUGUGUUUGUGUUUUGUGUUUUGUGUGUGUGUGUGUGUAUACGUGUAUGUGUGUGUCUGUGCUUUGUGUGUGUGUGUGUGUGUGUGUAUGUGUGUGUGUGUGUGUUUGCGUUCGUGCGUGUGUGUGUGUGUUCUGAUGUGUUCGACUCCCGCAGAGGUUCAGACAGGCCCAAGCUAUUCUACUGUAAGUGGUAAAACUAGACAAAAUUCAGUUUUGUGUACAUUAAUUGUGAGUUCCUCUAGGCUCACGUCUGAUUGAGUAUGCUUGUGAAAGAAAGAAAGAACCAGAGGCAGAGAGAGAAACACACACAUAGAGAGAGAGAGAGAGAGAGAGAGAGAGAGAGAGAGAGAGAGAGAGAG